Chaetomium globosum CBS 148.51 is the source of this 798-nucleotide messenger RNA. RefSeq lists its product as uncharacterized. Bases 1 to 798 code for a protein of 265 amino acids. The transcript is spliced from 2 exons. Gene Ontology annotation, cellular component: proteasome core complex. The record is from RefSeq and is a predicted model, not a curated record. NCBI's taxonomy places the organism in Eukaryota, Fungi, Ascomycota, Sordariomycetes, Sordariales, Chaetomiaceae.
AUGGCCGCAUUGUUCAGUCAAAACCCACUCAUGAACGGGCCCAACUACUCAAUCAACGAUGCGCCUAGAGUUAAUGCACCCGAGGGCGCCCGAGAACACCGCUUCGAUCCCUAUACUGACAACGGCGGCUCGACCCUCGCGAUCGCUGGCGCCAAAUUCUCCAUCUUGGCCGGCGACACCCGUUUGACAUCGGGCUACAGCAUCAACUCGCGACACCACCCGAAGCUAUUCAAGAUUGGCGGUACGACCGCGGAUCAAAAAGAUGCGACCAUGGUCCUCUCGGUAGUGGGCUUCGCGGCAGAUGGAGAGGCACUCAAGGAACGUCUUGACACAAUUUGCAAGAUGUACCGGUAUCGGCACGGCAAGCCGAUGAGUGUCAAAGCGUGCGCACAGCGAUUGUCGACGAUCCUGUACCAGAAACGAUUUUUCCCUUACUAUUCACACGCAAUCCUUGGCGGGUUGGAUGAGGAGGGCAACGGCGCCGUGUAUUCGUACGACCCCGUCGGCAGCUACGAACGCGAGCAGUGCCGUGCCGGCGGCGCAGCUGCCAGUUUGAUCAUGCCGUUCUUGGACAACCAAGUCAACUUUAAAAAUCAGUACAUUCCCAACAGCGGCGAGGGCCACGCUCUGCAAGAGCGCGAGCGCCGGCCCUUGACGCGCAGUGAGGUCGAGGUGCUGGUCAAGGAUGCGUUUGACGGCGCGGUCGAGCGGCACAUUGAGGUCGGUGACGGCCUGCAGAUGAUGAUCAUCACAAAUGAUGGCAUCGAGGAGAUCUUGUUACCGCUGAAGAAGGAUUAA